This is a messenger RNA of Coprinopsis cinerea okayama7#130, 2715 nucleotides long. RefSeq names its product complexed with Cdc5 protein Cwf19. The record is from RefSeq and is a predicted model, not a curated record. Gene Ontology annotation, biological process: mRNA splicing, via spliceosome. The coding region runs from base 1 to 2715 and encodes 904 amino acids. The transcript is spliced from 7 exons. NCBI's taxonomy places the organism in Eukaryota, Fungi, Basidiomycota, Agaricomycetes, Agaricales, Psathyrellaceae. Gene Ontology annotation, cellular component: post-mRNA release spliceosomal complex.
AUGGAAGGCGUUGAAGAAUACUCCGCGAGCCGACAUUCAUACCGCGAAAGAUCCAGGGAAAGAUCCAGGGAAAGACGUCGAAGCAGGAGUCGAAGUCCGUGGAGGAGAGAUAGAGACCGGGAACGAGACAAGGGACGGGACAGGGACAGGAGCAGAGACCGCGAUUCGGAAAGCAGGCACAGAAAACGUCGAAAACACGAUUCCGACGAGUCUGAAGGAGAAGACAGGAAGCAUAGGAAACACAAGAAGAAGAAGGAUAAGGGGAAGGACAGAGAUAAACGAGACUACUCUGACGAUGAAGAGCGCCGACAUCGCAAAAAGCACAGGAAGCAUAGGGACGAUGGAAGCGACGACGAGGACCGACACCGGAAGCAUAAACACAAGAAGGAUAAGGACAAGGAACACAAGAAGAAGCCAAAGGAGAUCGAUACAGAGCAGCGCAUGCAGAUAAUCGACCACGACAAGGACCCCAAGAUGUGGGUGGAGAAGGAUAUCACCAUGGACGGUCAACGAGUCUUAGCGACAGACAUACCAACGGCAGAAAGCCUUGAAAUUGUCUCCACCGCAGACGAACGUGCAGCACAAGCCGAGCUGCCUCCAACGACCACCGUUGAAUCCAAACUGAAACGUGAUGACUGGAUGCUGGCACCUCCCUCAAUACUCACUGUUCCCUCCGACGGACCCUCUUCAUUGAGAAGCCAGCAAUCUUUGACCGAAGACUAUGGUGAACCAUCAAGUGGAGCGCGCAAUAUGUCCGGUGGGGUCAACUUCUUCUCAAGCCUUGGCACAGAACACAGGAAGAAGAAUCCCAAACCUGACAAACCAAAUCCCGACCAUCCCGUCGUUCACCAUAAAGAACUUAACCCCGACAUACGGGAAGGCAAAGUGCCUACUUUCGAUGACGAGCCACCACCCCCACCACCCAAGAACGUUCCUGGCGGCCCAGGCUCUUCCUGGCGCAUGAUGCGCCUCAGAAAAUGCUACGAAACCGCCGAGGAAGAAGGUCGACCCGUUGAAGAAGUCGGUAUCGAGCGGUUCGGUUCCCUCGAGGCCUUUGAAGAGGCCAAAGAGGAGCGGCGAAUUCUCGACGAACGGCAAGGUCGCAAAACCGAGCGUGAAAAGGAAAGGGGAAGGCCUUCGGAGAGAGACAAUAGAGGCGGGGAGAAGGGGUUCAUGUUUACUGAGAUGGGGGAUAGCACUGGGUCGAGUCGCAGCUCGUCGUUCAAACGUCCUGGGCAGGCCAGUCAGAGUGGACCGUCGACACCUGGUGUUAUGCCGGCCAACAAACGCCUAGACUCACUCCGCCUCCCAUCUCAAGCCAACUCCCCGCUCCAGCAAUCCCAUACUCCUAUCCCCUCAGUAUUGACCCCUCCCCCUCUGGCCUCUGGAUCUCGCGGCGGCAGCUGCGGAGGACGCGCCCUCUCACCUUCCUCCCUCAAUAAAUUACAAGCCAAGGUCCUCCGGGCCAAGCUUAUGGGUGCGCCCGACGCGGAAAAGCUCGAGAAAGAGUACGAGGCCGAAGCCCGCAAGGCCCAAGGUCAAUUCGACGAGAAAUCGGGUGUACGGACUAAAGUUGAGGCUUUACCCACUAUUGAUGUUCGCGGUCGUCUCUACGACGUUGGCACCGGUAGAAAGGACGACGAUGAAGAGGAGAGACGGCCUGGCAAUAGGAGGAAGAAGGAACCCAAGUUCGAGACGCACGACAGGAAGACUGGGGAGGUCAUCAGAAUCAAUCCGGAUGAUGAUGAGAUGACGCUGGGUGAAAUGUUGAGGCAGGAAAAGUUCGGUGCCGGUAUGGCAGACCAAAAGAAUUUGAACGCCCAAUUUGCGAAGGCUAUCAUGGGGGAUGGCAAAUUUGAGAACGAUCUUGAUUAUCUCGAUGAAAACGCGGAGAGGUUGAGUAGGCAGAAGAUGCGGUCUGACGCAAUGAAGCGUCAGUUUGCUAUUCAUGACUACAAGCGAACGCAAAGGGUCCUGGCUUCAUGUCCCUACUGCUAUGGGGAGGAUGAUUCGCUACCCAAAGCGCCAAUAGUGGCGAUGGGGACGCGGGUUUAUCUGUCUUGUACAUUAACAGAGGAACUCGUUCCUGGUCAUUGUCUCAUCGUUCCUAUCCAACAUCAUCUGUGUAUGCUUGAAGGCGACGAUGACGUCUGGGACGAAGUCAGGAACUUUAUGAAGUGCCUGAUGCGGAUGUUCGCAGAAGAAGACAAGGGCGUGAUAUUCUACGAGACUGUGAUCAGUCUCAAACGGCAACACCACACCGUUAUCGAAUGCGUGCCCCUCCCUUGGGACAUCUACGACCUCAUCCCGCAGUACUUCAAGGAAUCGAUUCUUGCUUCCGAAGCGGAGUGGUCGCAACACAAGAAACUCAUCGACUUUUCCGCCCGACCAGGUGGUUUCCGACGCGCCAUGGUCCCCGAUCUACCCUACUUCAUGGUUCAAUUCGACCAUAAAGGCGAGAAGGGGUACGGGCAUGUUAUCGAAGGGACUGCAGAUGCCAUGGAACAUGAAGAUGGAUUGGAAGAGGGCGAAAAGGGCGGCGGAGAAUUCCCUCCCUACUUUGCAGGGGAGAUCAUUGGAAAUGUUCUCGACUUGGAGCCCAGGAAGUGGAGGCGCCCUAGAAAGAUCCCACUCAGUAGCAACAAGGAGAGGGUCGCUGGGUUUAAAGCCAAGUACGAGAAGUUCGACUGGACGGGGAUGAUUGGAAGUCGAUAG